ACCUCGACUGCGCAGCGCGCCACAAGCCGCAACGACCCGCCGCACCUACCCCCCUCUCCCACAGUCGUCACGUGACCGCGGCGUUGCUCCGCAGCAGGCCGGAACGGACGGAAACGCCAGCGCAGCGGCGGGAGGCGACGACGCUGUCCGCAAUGGCGUUCCCCGUCGAGGAGUUUGUGGACGCCGUGCGGCCGCAUCGGUUCCUCUACGACCGCACGCAACUCGACUUCAAGGACGUCUCCAAGAAGGAAGCCCUCUGGGAGAUCAUCGGACAGCAGUUCGGCCUCAGUGGUCACAAGGCCAUGAACAAGUGGCGCAACAUUCGCGACAAGUACUACAAGGUCCGCAAGCAGGAGGAGGUCGACCGCCUUAAGGGCCUGAAGCGGUUCCGCAGGGGACAAACAUGGACACUCUUUCCCAAGCUCGACCAGAUCCUCGAACAGCGGCGAUGGAACGGAGGCGCUGACACUUCAGGCGAGGGCAGCAGCCAGGCCGGCGUGUCACCGGCAUGUGGCACCUUCGUAUCCAGCAGCUGGGUGCAGGCAAACGUGGACCACGUCAACUUCACGUCAGGCCUGGCCUCGCUCGAGGCCAUGUUACAGGAUGAAAGUGGGGGACCGAUGCCGCAAGUGAAGCAGGAGCCGCCGGAGCCCCUGGAGAUGAUAAUUUCAGAAGAGCAAGACGCCACAUCUUGCCAUGAAGACGUGGUGGACUCGGAACGUGAAGAUGAGAUCGCCAUGGAAGCCAUGGAGCACAGCAUCGCCAUUGCCAAACAGGUUUUCCAAAGGCGAAAAGGGGAGUUCCGAGAAGCAGUCAGGCGUCUUGCUUCGGACAAUGGCGACGUCACUUCAGGCGGUGUCGUCAGCUGCGACGUCACUUCCUCUGGCCCUCGACUGGACGCUGAGACACAGACGGAGCCGUCGGGCACCCGCCCAGCCGACGACGCGAACGCCGUCCGUGAUCGAGGCGCCGGAGCCGUCGGCGUGACCGCAAACGACGGACUAGACCACUUUGGUCUGUUCGUAGCGCAGCGGCUACGCACGCUGGAGGGUUCACCCCACCAAGCCCCGCUGAUGACCGCCAUCUUGAAACUCGUCUGUGAACCAUUCUCAUCGUCCUCCAUCACGUCGUAAGUUGUUUUGUACAGCAAUAAAUUUUUGGUCGUUGUA
Molecule: messenger RNA, 1169 nt
Organism: Ixodes scapularis (black-legged tick)
Lineage: Eukaryota; Metazoa; Arthropoda; Arachnida; Ixodida; Ixodidae
Exons: 6
Coding region: 153-1133 (326 amino acids)
Biological process (GO): regulation of transcription by RNA polymerase II
Cellular component (GO): transcription regulator complex; nucleus
Source: RefSeq, a predicted model, not a curated record